AUGACUCGAGCAUUAUGGUAUUACCAAUCAAACCCGAACCCAUUGACAACCAAUGGAACAGUUGAAUGGUCAGCAUAUUCUGAUAUUGAAACAGAAAUAAUUGAAGAUGCAUUUCAUGCAAACCAGAAGCAUGUAGAAUUGAAUUCAUGCGCGAUUGACUUACAGAACAAAGUACAAAUGAAUAAACAAGAUAAACAGAAACAACUGUCUGUUAAACGUAUUGCAAACGCAAAAAGAGAAGGUUCUCUUCGACAGGAACGAUUUUUUUUACCACAACAGCUAACAUCAUUUAGCGAUAAAUAUGUCCCCGGAUUUGGUUGGGAAUGGAGAAACAAAUGUUAUGGCUCACGAUGUGACCCUAAUACUUCUGAUAUUGUGGAAAAAGCGAGUGAAGGUAUAAUGAUUGAAGGCAAAGCCCUCGGUCGGUUAUGCGAAGCUAAAUGGUUAGCAGCCAAGUUAAGAGGGGUGAAAAAUAAAGAUAAUGAUACAAUUGUCAAAUGCUGUCUGUCACUAUAUACACGUGAGUGCUUUCUUUAUAAACUGGUGAACCACACGAUGAGAGAAGACGAUAAAAGUAAGCAAGAAACAUUAGGACCACUUUGCUAUUUAUUACAGUAUAAAGGAUGGCUUAGUUUUUUCCGUCAUCCUAAAUUAAUUGUUUACCGUGGUAUGAACUUGGAUGCAGAACAAAUAAGCAGUUAUCAAAAUGCUGUCGGCGAGUGGAAAUGUUGGAUUGGGUUUUCAUCGACAUCCAAACAGCGAGAAGUAGCUGAAUUGUUUGGGAAUACAUUGUUCAUUAUACAUUUUCAUGAUCAGUUAACUCCUAGUAGUAUAGACAUAUCGUCUUUUUCGUUCAUUCCGGAUGAAGAAGAGGUUCUUUUACUGCCGACUUGUCAGUUCUUUGUCGAAAAAGUGAUCUUUAACUCGCAGACACAGAAAUACAAUAUUUAUCUGAAUGAUGCGUGGUAA
Molecule: messenger RNA, 969 nt
Organism: Didymodactylos carnosus
Lineage: Eukaryota; Metazoa; Rotifera; Eurotatoria; Philodinida; Philodinidae
Source: the annotation of a GenBank genome assembly